UCAUUUGUGUUGGGAAGCACGCUUAAUACGAGUCAUAUGGUUUUGACACCUGCCGGUGUAUAAGUGGAUUGGAUUCUGCGGAUAGAGGGUGGUAUUCCCUGACUUUGGGGACUCUUAGUGCAAUGAGCCGAAUCCCAAAGCAAGCAUUAUCUCUAAAGCAGUUUAUGCUCAGGCAAGAGGUUCUGAAGCUUUACCGUGAGAUCUUCCGAUGUAUCCGGCAGGUGCCGGACGCCGCAACCAGAGCAGAGUUAAAGUCAUGGGCCCGCCACGACUUCCGGGCUAAUCAGCACCAAUCAGACGAGUCUGCCAUCAAAAUACUUAUAGGACACGGACGGAAAUCCCUUACGGAGUUACGGAAUAGUCUAGCUUUAAGCGGAUCAGGAAGCGCAGGGAAUAAAAAAUGAUUGUUAGAAAGUUUUCCAUUUUCUAUUUCUCUACCAAAUAACCUUAGAACUACAUAAAUCGUGUGACUAAAGA
Messenger RNA from Hermetia illucens (black soldier fly), 477 nucleotides. RefSeq names its product LYR motif-containing protein 2. Lineage: Eukaryota; Metazoa; Arthropoda; Insecta; Diptera; Stratiomyidae. The record is from RefSeq and is a predicted model, not a curated record. The transcript has 2 exons. Gene Ontology annotation, cellular component: mitochondrion. Bases 123 to 404 code for a protein of 93 amino acids.